Molecule: messenger RNA, 2561 nt
Organism: Cantharellus anzutake
Lineage: Eukaryota; Fungi; Basidiomycota; Agaricomycetes; Cantharellales; Hydnaceae
Exons: 4
Coding region: 367-2445 (692 amino acids)
Source: RefSeq, a predicted model, not a curated record
CUGCUCGGCAACCGUACCCGCCUCUCCACCUAUGGUCAGCAUUCGUUGCGUUUUCCAUGCUGCUCUGUAUGGAGGGAUUUGAACUGUCAUAAAUAUGUUUCUUGUUAAUUACUUGAGGCACAGUAGUCAGGGCGCUGAGACCGACACGGACACAAGGCGGGGUUCGUACCCCGGUCUUGAACCCGAGAAAGCUCUGCCUUUUCUCGUGGCUGAUCGCCGUGUGCUCCUCGGCCCCGAAAUUAUAUGCACAGCGUUAUUGGACAUUCCUGCAAAUGGCAAUCGCGACCUGGAUCAGGGCAACCUAUAAACUAGCUUCUUGGCCCACACCCAUCCUCACUUUGCGUUCCCCUACGAAUCCGGACGUGGAUGAAGUAUUUUAUCUACGCCUGCACGGGACUGGCCGUUCUCGGUUUGGCACUCGCGACAAAGACGCACUAUGUCGAUGUCGGAGCUGAUGGCCAACUUAGAUAUGAUCCUCCUUAUAUUCAUGCGCACAACGGAGAUAUAGUAGAGUUCAUAUUCAAAGCCAAAAACCAUACAGCGACCCAAUCUUCAUUCGACUUCCCAUGUUCGAGACUUACAAACCUGUAUGGGCGGCACCCAGGGUUCGACUCAGGCUUCCAGCCCAUAGACGCCAGCCAUCCUGUCGAUAAGACCGUUUCCUUUCACGUCCAGACGCAGGAUCCAUUAUGGUUCUACUGCCGACAGACGGGUCACUGCGGAAAAGGCAUGGUGUUCGCGAUCAAUCCUCCCAGCAGUGGAGAUGAAACCUUCGAUAAUUUUAAGAAGAAGGCGCUUGCUACGGCUGGUGAUGCAGGGGGUGGUUCCAAACUUGGAGUGACUGGGAAUGUCAUCGAUGUUACCGUGGGCAAGGACGGUCAACUUAGCUAUACCCCGCCUCAUGUCCAAGCGAAAACCGGUGAUGAGAUUCGUUUUACUUUCGUCUCGAAGAAUCAUACGGCAACUCAGUCUUCUUUCGAUCAACCUUGUUCGCCUCAAAUCUCUCCCGACGGUCAUACCAUCACCGGAUUUGACACCGGAUUCCAGCCCGUCGCUAGUGGUUCCGCUCCUCGCCAAGCCUCCUUCAUCAUGCCCCAAACUGACAAACCUUUGUGGUUCUACUGCCGCCAGACUGGGCAUUGUGCGAAAGGCAUGGUCUUCGCCAUUAACCCUCCUCCCUGGGGGGACCAUUCGUUCGAUGCUUUCAGGCAGAAGGCUAUUGCGACGGGAGGUGCAAAAACAACUGCAAAGAUCAUCGAUGUCACGGUGGGCAAAGAUGGUCAGCUCGCUUACACACCACCUUCCGUCCACGCAUCCCCCGGGGACCAGGUCCGAUUCACCUUUGUUUCUAAAAAUCACACCGCGUCGCAGUCUUCGUUCGAUAGCCCUUGUUCUCCUCUCCAAGGAGGCUUCGACUCAGGUUUCCAAUUCGUUGGAACGAGUAAUCAUCCCCUCCAAUCGACUUUCACUGUACCUGAAGGCAACAAUCCACUCUGGUUCUACUGUCGACAGAAGGUUCCCGUAUCGCAUUGUGGGAAGGGGAUGGUUUUCGCGAUCAAUCCUCCGAGUAGCGGAAAUACUUUUGAUGCAUUCAAGGCGAAGGCUAUCGCGACUGAAGGCGGCGGAGGUGGAGGGAAGAUGAUCGAUGUGACAGUAGGCAAAGACGGACAACUCACUUAUACACCCCCCUACGUGAAUGCCAAACCUGGCGACCAAGUUCGAUUCACUUUCGUGUCCAAGAACCACACCGCGACGCAGUCGUCAUUCGAAAAUCCAUGUUCUCCUUGGCAAGGAGGUUUCGACUCCGGUUUCAAAUUUGUCGGAACCAGUAAUAACUUCCUCCAAUCGACUUUUACUGUACCUCAAGGUAAUAAUCCGCUUUGGUUCUAUUGCCGACAGAAGGUACCGUCAUCGCACUGCGCUGCUGGAAUGGUAUUUGCAGUGAAUCCACCGUCUUAUGGACAUACCUUCCAGGCUUUCCAGCAGAAAGCCAAGGAGUCGGGAGCUGACGGGGGCGGUACAAAGACGGGUCUGCUGGGCGGAGCGCUGGGGGAGAAUAACUCGACGAAAUCUGGAGGUGAUUGGGCGGAGCUCGAAUCGCUUAAGAAUACGCGAACCAUCCUUUCCAUCCUCCUCGGUGUGACGGGGUUACUGCUCGUUCUUGCGCUGGGCGCACUUGCCUUUUUCAUGCGACGCUCCGGUCCGAGAAAGGGGGAGUAUGUUCCAACCUCACUUGAUGAUAAGGACGUGCAUUACGGCAGCAUGUACGCGGCCCCGGACCUUACAGGAGGGAAGGUGCCCGGUGCACCUCCGGCCAGUGAACACGUUGGACCUCUCGGUUACAGCGAUGAAGUGAAAGAUCACGAUCAUGAUGAAAGGAGUCGCAUGGUCAGCCAUUCGUCGCCCUACCGUGAUCCAUACGAUGCGCCAUCGGGGGCUAUUUAAAAGCCAGGUUAAGAACUUUCCCUGCUUGUUCUUGGUUAUCACAUUUCGUCUGAUUCCACACAUAACUAUAUUUCAACAUUGUAUGUUAAUUGCUUAGUUCCAAGUAUAUACGUGAC